Molecule: messenger RNA, 768 nt
Organism: Acanthosepion pharaonis
Lineage: Eukaryota; Metazoa; Mollusca; Cephalopoda; Sepiida; Sepiidae
Source: the annotation of a GenBank genome assembly
AUGUCUUUUUCUUUCUCCGUUUUUUUUUUUUUGUUUUUUGUUUUUGUUCUGUUUCCUAGUUUUUACUGUUGUAUUCCUUGUUUGCUUCUUCUUGACGAUUUUCUUCUUCUCUUUCUUUCUUGUUUGUUUCUUUUUCUUCCUCAUCUUCGUGUGUGUUUACUGCAUCUUCUUGAGAAUUUUCUUCUUUUUCUUCUUCUUGUUCUUAAGGUUUGUUUCUUCUUUUUCUUAAGUGUUUGCUUCUUCUUCUUCUUCUUCUUCUUCUUCUUCUUCUUCUUCGUUUUCUUGAGUGCUUGGUGCUUCUUUUUCUUCGAGUGUUUGCUCCUUCUUCUUCUUGAGUGUUUGCUUCUUCUUCCUCUUGAGUGUUUACUGCUUCUUCUUCUUGAGUGUUUGAUGCUUCUUUUUCUUCUUGAGUCCCUCAACCUUUUCACUCUCUCCUUCACACACUCACUCUCCCUUUCUCUCUCUCUCUCUCUCUCUUUCUCUCUCUUUCACACACAGAUACAUACACUAUCUCUCAUUCUCUCAACGCCAAAUCUAGUCAUCAAGAAACUGUCACUUCUUAGCAAAAUUUCCGCUUUCUCUUUCAUUUAUUCUUUUCUUUCUGCUUUCUCUUAUUUGUUUUAUUUGUUCGAUUUGUUCGCUUUUCUUUUCUUCAUCUUUCUUGUUUUGCUUACCCAGCUGGACACAAUUCCCCCUGGAGGCUCAAGCAACCCGUCCGUAAGUAACCCCUUCUCUCUUCCUCUUUCCUUUUCUUCACAUAUUUUCUGA